AUGCCCAAAGGAAAGGAAAGGCAAGCACCUACCAGGUCUUCUGCUAGACUUCGAACAUCGAACAAUUCUCUUGACGAAAGAGCUCACUCCCUACUGGAGGAGGGUACACGACUAGACUCGCUGUCGAUACCUGUUGACAAUGACCACCCUGGGCAGCCUUCCGACACCUGCCCAUCUGUCAGCGAUCAGCAUUCUGCAAGGACUGAUAUACCUCACGGUCGGGGAGGCCCCACCUCAAGGACGCGACGUGAUGCUACCGCAGCAUUGUCUCCCGUGCAACGAAAGUCUCUAAAAAGAUCCCACAAGCAAGCCAACUCUGGACAGGCAUUGAACUCCAAGGGCGUCUCCAAGAGUUCACCGAUCCACAAAUUUUUUCAACGCCCUUCCAAGCAAUUUAGAAAGGACAUCAAUCACGUUCCAUCCACUAAAACGCGACCAUUCCACCCGUUUGAUCAGCAUCUUCAUCCUGACCUUCGACUAAAUGAAGUGGUUGUCCUUGAUACCCUUCCUACUGCUCUUUCCCAAUACUGCGAUGAUAUCAUUCAAGAGAGUGCCGACUAUCUUCACACUGCUGGUCCUCCUCCAAAUUCAGACAACGAGCAACAGCGUCCUCGACCAGUCCAAAACGAAGACCAACUGGUUGACCAGUAUAUACUGUCAAAUAAGUCUUGCUUGCAGGUGGCUUCUGGCCUUCUAUUCAAAAAGAGUUGGGAGGAUAUCUUCAGUAUGAAGAAGCCCAAUAAGGUUGAGCGACAAGAGGGUAUCGCUGAUGUGCUAAUUUCAAUCGACCCUAAAACGGGUGGGCAACACCUGACUGUCAAGCAGAAAUCAGAUUGGAAGUUGCUUCGCAAAUAUCUCCUCGACGUUUUUGUUACCAUCGAAUUUAAAAGUCUUGUUGCCGCGCCUCAUAUUUUCGAAGACCUGCAUCGUCUGGAAGGCAGAUUUCCCUGGUCAACAUGCGAAGAAAGGACGGACGACAACGAAAAGUCAACCACUUGCCGGGCUUCUUCCAACGCUCAUCGGGUUAAUGGAAGGUUGCAGACGACUGGAAGACCCACUAGUCCUGACUCGAAUAUCAUUCUACAGAUCAUAGAAGAUGCGCGCAGUCGAGAACUGCCCUCUAAACGUUUCAAACCAGACUCGGACAAAUCGUCAAGGGCUCCGAAACAGAAUUCAGUGUAUGCCUGCCAACAGAUUUGGACUCAACUCGUAGUUGAAGAUGCGUCGGUGGCUAUUUUUUCAUCUGGUAAUGAGGAGUUUGUUGCCAUCCGGGACCGGGCGAAACAGACCUUAUACUUAUCACCCAUGAUCAAAUGCACCUCCAAUUCAAGUAUAACACACUCAAAAAUCUUAGUGGCUUGCAUUUUGUUAGGCUUUAACGACGCUUUGGACCGGUACCGGAUAAACGUGGACAAACUACCUUUUUAUGUUAAAACAAACCUUGUGGCAGAGUUAUACACCAAGAUGACUGACGCGAGGAACAUUGCACGCUCCUACAUGCAGGCUAUCAUUUCGCUUUUUGAAAAAUGCUCAGAAAUUCCGAUUCGAUUUCACGAUAAUUCCAUUUCUGGGCGCCUCGGGGGCCCAUUUGGCGUCAGGACAUGGCAUCUACAAAAACGCGGCUCUCACUGUGACGCCACUGGUGAACCCAAACGAACUGGGCGCCUAUUCCUUGACUUCAAUUAUGAGCCCCAGCUUGACAAGAAGGUUUUUGUGGUUUACUUGGGCCUGGUUGAAGAACACUCCAUGAAUGCUGCAAAAUACUACUCUAAACCAUUAUAUCUCAAGCUGACGCGAAAUGCCCCACUAUCCAAGAUGCUAGAGGUGGAAUACAACAACUACAUGGAUCUUCGCACAAAAGGGGUUGGCGCUAUUGUUCAAGUCUACGGAUUAUUUGAAUAUCCGAAACUCCCAAAUCACAGGUUUUUGAUACUGGAAAGCGGAGGAAAGCCCGUCACGUUGGAAACAGCAGCACAUUGCAAGCGCUUCAAGGAUUCAUAUCUCACUGCGUUAGAUAGCUUUCACAAUCUGAAUAUUUCAAUCGGGAAUAUCAUGAACGAUCAUAUCGUCAUGAACGAGGGGCGUAAAGUAUCUGUUAUUAGCUUGGGGCAUAUUUCUCACCCGGCAACAUCAGCAAUUAAGAACGAUGAAGCCAAUGCUUUUCAAAGUGCCAUACGGGCAGUUUCUUCCCCUGACAUGACCGGUGUUGGAUCUGAGGAAGUGUCGCCAAUAGAGACAGGAGUAUCUAAUAGCACAGAUUCGGGGUAA
Psilocybe cubensis is the source of this 2268-nucleotide messenger RNA. RefSeq lists its product as uncharacterized. NCBI's taxonomy places the organism in Eukaryota, Fungi, Basidiomycota, Agaricomycetes, Agaricales, Agrocybaceae. The record is from RefSeq and is a predicted model, not a curated record. The coding region runs from base 1 to 2268 and encodes 755 amino acids. The transcript is spliced from 5 exons.